Meleagris gallopavo (turkey) is the source of this 5170-nucleotide messenger RNA. RefSeq names its product G protein subunit beta 1 like (gene GNB1L). Lineage: Eukaryota; Metazoa; Chordata; Aves; Galliformes; Phasianidae. Gene Ontology annotation, molecular function: protein binding. The record is from RefSeq and is a predicted model, not a curated record.
AUGACGAGCUUGUUCUGUGCAGCUCCUUCGUAUGCCGCUUUCCAGUAGAAAAUCAGCUCAUGUCCAGAUCCAACAACCUCAUUUUGAAAUAAAUAAGGCUGCCCUGCCCUCCAUGGUAUCCGUGUCGUUUUGCUCUCCCAGUUGCUCGGAUGGCGCAGCCACCUCCAGACCCACGCUUUGUGCUCAGAGGUACCGGUGCUGCUGUCCACGCGCUGCGUUUCUCCUGCGGAGGUGAAGAACCUGCCGUCCCCAUUCUCUUCUCUGGGUCUGAGAAUGGGUUUAUCCAUGUCUGGAACCUGAAAACUCACAGAGUGGACGCUACCCUGGAUGGCCAUGGAAGAAAAUCUGUCUACUGGUUGGAAACGAUGGAUAGUAAAGACAGGCUCCUGAGUCAAGGUCGUGACCAGAGGAUCUGCCUGUGGGAUUUAGCAGAGGGACGGACUGCAGUGAUGGAUUCUGUCUUCACGGAGAACGUGGGAUUCUGCAGAAGCUCUCUGUUGAAGGUGGCACAGGGACGCUGGCUGAUGGCCAUGGCAGCCAAGACCCUGGAGGAGGUUCAGGUUUUGGAGCUACCAUCCAAGACGUCGGUCUGUACCUUGAAGCCAGAGAUGGGUGCCAAGCUGGGCAUGCCCAUGUGUCUGAAGUUAUGGCAGUUUUAUUUUUCUCUUGGUCAGGGCAGCUGUGGCUCACAACCAUCACUUCUGGCUGGCUACGAAGAUGGAUCAGUGCUCCUUUGGAAUUUGUCAACAGGAAAAGUGUUGAGCCAACUUAUUUGCCACCAGGAGCCGGUGAUGAGCCUUGACUUUGACUCAGAGAGGGCCAAAGGGAUCUCGGGCUCAUCCGAAAAGGUGCUUAGCAUCUGGAGCCUCAAUGAGCAACAGAACCUGCAGGCUCAGAAGACGCACAGACUUGUCAAUGCUGGCAUAUCUGAUAUCACCAUCCGCCCAGACAAGAAGAUUUUAGCAACGGCAGGGUGGGAUCAUCGCAUCAGGAUCUUUGGCUGGAAAAAACUGAAGCCCUUAGCAGUGCUUGACUACCACACCGCAACUGUCCACUCUGUGUCCUUCUCAGACCACAAAAGCCCCAGUGACAGACUGCUGGCAGCUGGUGCAAAGGAUCACCGCAUCAGUAUCUGGUCAAUAUAUACUCAGACGUGAUCCGUUUGCACUGUCAUGCAUUGGAAGUAGGAUCGAUGAAGCCAUUCCUUACACAGAACUUCAAACCUGGAUCUGGUGAAGUAGUGGAAUGUUUUUCCAGGCGGAGGUGAGUCCCUGGAAAUUGCUAGAUUAAAAUUUUAUGCUGCUUGUUCAUGUGGAAAGUUCUGUCUCCCAUGGAGGGGAGUUGACUUCUAAAAUUUACAACAAGCGGAGCAAGGCCAGUCAUGAACAAUGAACAAAGACAGAGGACAAGUCGCUUUGAGUUCUGCUGCAGGUUUUGCAACAGCUUUUUCUUUGGCAUAUUGCUAACAUACCUUGGGCCAAUUUCUUGAAAAAGAACUGGAAUCUCUCAGACUUCUGUGGGAGCAGAACGUCUCUGUUCGUAAGUCACUCGUGUAUCUAAGAAUCUGUAUCAGUGUAAAAAUACCACUCUUCUGUGAGAACUUACACCCAUUAAACCGCCUCCAGUGGUUUUUCAUUGUCAGUUACUUUUUCUUCCCUGUAAGUGAAAGGCUAUCAGAGCAGCCUUGAUUUGUUCGCACUUCUGUCAGUUUCUAACUUAAACCAACAGCCAGGAAUGUGACUUGGGACGGCCUUUGGCAUUUAUGAAUUUCAUUAUGUCUCCCGUCACCUCAAGUCUCACAAUUAAUCACAAGAAGAAAAGGGGAAAAAUAACCUUCCCCUGCACUGCACUGCAAAGCUAUGUAAAGCCUUUUGCAGAGCCAGUGCUAAAUCCUUUCCAUGGACUGACUAGCUGAAGGAUUUAAACUCAGCAAUCCAAUUAGCACCUUCUCCUUGGAGAGUUAGGGUAAGUUUCAGCAUGGCAAGUCUGGGAUUCAGCUACACAACUCACAUUAACAUUUAGGGGAAUUUCAUGGAUAAAUCCUUACCCACACAGUGCAGAUGGAUCCAUUAACUUGUCAUCUCCAUGGUCACAGAAGCUGAAAUUCUUUCACAAAGGAGGGUUUUUUUGAAUGGUGAAGCAUUAGCAUUCUUUGACUACACCAAGAAAAUAUCUGUGAACAGACUGUCCUACGUUGGUACAUUUGAAGUCACACAAUUGCAGCUGUCCCACUGAAGCACUCAGCUGAUGCCAGCUUGUUGAGGAUGUAAUUUUAAAAGGGAUGUCCUAAAGACUAUGAAAACAGCUUUACGGACAGAAGUGUUCAUGCAGUUCACUAUUGCUAUUUUACUGUAAAUGUUUUUCUACCUUGUUACAAGGUUAAUAGCAGAGAAAAUGUCACCAGAACUGUAGUGAACAGCAACAUCAAGAGGUUCCCAAAAUAAAAGCCUGAUGUUCUUGCUCUCACAGAAACAGCACCCUGUUCUACCAGCUUUUCUAAAGAAAAUUUGGUCUCGCACCUUUUGGAGUGUGACACCUGUAAUAAUUCAUUUCUUUGAGUGUUUCUUUACUCCUAGGCAGCUGUGCAGAUGAUCACACUGCAAUAAAAAGGCAAAUCCUAAUUUUGAGUGAUCCUGAGUCAGAGGGGUGGUGCUGGUGUUCAUUACAUCUAUCAGACACGGUUGCAUAGAUGAUAAUGGCUCUAUCUCCACACAUCACCCACCUCCCACACAAAGGAGGAGUUGCCUGUGCCAUACACGAGUCUCCAGGCCAGGAGGACAGAGUCCUUCUGCACAGACCUGCUGCUAGAAGAACCCCCCUGAGACUGCCAUCUCUUCCUUUUCACGUGUACUCCGUAAACAGAAGUUCACGGAGUUCUGCUGUAUGAGAACAAUUUCACAAUCAGUUUUUGAAAGGACAUAGCCCAGGUGUAACCACUCAGGUUUUAGUCUCCACUUAAGAUUAUAAAUCAAUCACUCAAAUUUUUAAUAAGCUGCAAAAGCCAAAUCCCCAUCUGCCCUAUGCUGUACAAUCACAGCACCUUUUCUUAUCAGCAAGCUGUGAGAGAUGUGAGAGAUGAAGGUCAGUGCCCUGGCACUGCUGUCAGGCUGGUGGCUGGGCACUGUCCUGGAAGGUGACAAGACAGCUCUGCAUCUUCUCAUGCACGGACUCCAGGCACCCUGUGACAAAAAAUCACCUCUUCACACCUGCUGCUGCCCGAGGUACAGGAAGAGCUGCUCCCAUCAUUUUGCACCGUGCUUGUGCCAGAGUGCUGCCUCGGGAUGCCUGGCACAACAGGCACUGGACUGCUCCAUGCUGGAGCCCAGCAUGGGUAUUCAAGAGGCAUUUGGAUAAAACACCCUCAAGUAAUACAUACUUCAACUGGCUGCUGCAGGAAAUAAGAAUGGCCAAACCUGCUCCCUGUAGAGAAGAAAACCACUCAAGCCUCGUGUGUUCCAGACCCAGGUCUCAAAGCAGUAUGCAGUGUUACUGUAAUGAAGCCACAGCCACAGUAGUAAAUAACGUGAUGCAAAUACUGGCACAGAGGCAGCACCCACCCACCCACUCCAGAACAAAUGCAUGCAUUAAUUUGAAGUGCUGUUAGCUCACAGGCACUGUUACAAACUUUUGAGUAUAUUCUUCCCUCAGAAAAUGCCACUUGCUGUCAAGGCUGGUCUAAAUUAACUACGGAGAUUCACAAGGGGCACAAAGACUUACUAACAGGUCUUUUGGAACAUACACUAUGUGCCCCUGCAUUGAAAUAACUGCCUUUUGCUAGGGGUUAUAUAUUUAUCUGACUAGACAGAUGUAAAAUUAAACUCAGUCAUGCAAAUACAAAUUGAAAAUGAGAGCAUGAGUUGCAUCUGUAUUGUUACUAGCAGGCAGAAGAAGAGGUGAAGAGUUUCAUCAGUUUCAGGAAGGACACGUGCAGAUCCACUUGCAAGAACAGAUCCAUCCUACACUUAGUUCUUUUUGCCUUACCCAAGCACUAUCCAAGACACUUCAGAGCUGUAGAUCACUGUUAAUUUUUUUUAAACAGUAAAGAGAAUUUUAAUUUUUUUUCACAUUACAGUUUCCUUGAAAUGAACAACCAGACUAGACUGGUUUGGUUUACAGCUGAGCCUAAAUGCCAUAGUUUGAACUUGAAUUACAGUUUUUUUUUAAAAUUUAUUUGCUUAAGGAGCAGACUGGACCUUCCCAAAGCUGAGCAACUUCCAGCAAGAAGGACUGUCUAUGUUUUUAUAGACUGUAAAAUGCAGUUAUCUGACAGCAUCUAGAAAAGUACAAUAUUUCCAGAGGAGAGGGGAGAAAUAUUGCUGAAGCUCCUUGCAACUGGAACACAAGCAUGAUUAUCUGCCAGUAUUUCAGCUGACUUGCUAGCAGGAGGGUUUGAGCGAAGAGCCCACUUAAGUUGCUGGAAUUAGCUCUGGAAUAUCACUGUCCAGAAAGGAAUAGGGCUAGCCUGUACCUGGCCUGAAGGGUUCAGGAGAGAAGGUGAUGACAGCUAGAUUAUUACAAAAGGCUUCCUCCUGAGAAUCACCGUCUUUGCACUACAAGAGGGAAGAAAGCAACAAGCAUCCAUAAACUAAUAGAAAAUAAAUUCCAAACACUAACAUUUGUUCAGCAAUUACAUAGAAUAUUUAUCACCACUGUAACGAAUGGUGAUCUCUGACCCCCCCCAAUAUUUUCUGCAAAUGAAUCCAUUAGUUCCAAACCCUUUCUCUUAUCAGUACAUGGGCCAUAAAGCAAGAGGAGAUUAACUGUAUUUCUAAUAAUGAGUGAAAAAGAUUUUUAUAGUUAAGACAGUAUUGGUUUCUGAACUGCUUUGAUUUUUGGCUUAUUUAAGAUGCACCUACAAAGCCAACUUCUUAAAAAUUAAUAAAUCUUUCCUUUAAUUCAGUCUGCCAAGAAUGAAGAUUGAAUGCUGACUACUGCAGGAGACACCGUAGUGAUGCAAACCAAAGGAUUAGGGAUUAAACAAGGAUUACUGAGCACUAAAUCAACGUGCUUCCCUUUUGCCUGGGUGUCUGUGGUGUGAAAGUGUGGCCGAUUACAUAAAACAUGGCCCAUGACUACCUGGAUUAACACUAGACCAUGGUAUAGACCAUGGCAAAGCAGUGCUGAGACAGAAGAUCUGAUAUUUUAGCAUAACCAUUCUGUGUGUGUAUUA